AUUACAUUAAUAAAAACUUCAAAAAGAAAAAAAAAAACUUUAUUUAAUAAAAAAUAUAAUGAAAAUUCUUGGCUUUGGAAGGAAGACCAAACUUUGAAGCAACUGAAACUUCCUUUUUCUUUCACAUUCUAGAUUUCUUAAGAAUCUUUCUCCUUAAUACUCGGAGGAACUGGAAUCUAAUGACACUUCUCUCCCAAGAUUAAAGAUUGAAGAUUCUAGUGAUGGAAAUUCUCUCUUACAGUUCUUCACCAUGUUGUCAUGUUGUGAAUUUGAACUGGAAUUUAGUUAUUAAAAGCUCAAGUUUUCAACCUAAGAUUCCAUCUUCAAAAAGACCCAGAAUUUUUUGUUCCCAACUUGAUUCUGAAAAUGGAUAUUUGGGAUUUUACAAGUUCUUGGGAAACCCUAAUAGAAAAGAAAGUUUUGGGUCAGAAAACUCCCUAUUGAACCCCAAAAAACAUGUUGAUACUAAGGUCUUGAGUGGUGGCUCUGAUGGUUAUGUAAUUGGUGAUGAAGAAGAAGCAAGACAGCUUUCAGGAACUGGGAAAUCAGUUACUAAGGUUUUGAUCCCUGGAUUACCAGAUGAAUCCAAUGCUGAAACCGCAGCCGAAAUCACUAGCUGUUUUUGGGAAUGGAAGCCUAAAUUUAAUGUCCAUUAUGAUAAAGCAGGGAGUGAGAAUGUGAGCUCACCACCAGUGUUGUUUCUUCCUGGUUUUGGUGUUGGUUCUUUUCAUUAUGAGAAGCAGUUAAAGGAUUUGGGACGCGAUUAUCGAGUUUGGGCAAUCGAUUUUCUUGGUCAAGGUAUGUCCUUGCCAUUUGAAGAUCCUGCUCCUUUGUCUAAGGAAGGAGAUGAUUUUAUUGGGACAGAUUUUCCUUGGGGUUUUGGAGAUGAAACUGAGCCUUGGGCAAGUGAGCUUGUUUACUCUAUUGAUUUGUGGAGAGAUCAAGUUCGUUGUUUCAUUGAACAGGUCAUUGGAGAACCGGUUUAUCUUGUCGGGAACUCGUUAGGAGGAUAUGUCGCCUUGUAUUUUGCAGCUACCUAUCCUCACCUAGUUAAGGGUGUUACAUUACUCAAUGCUACCCCUUUUUGGGGCUUUUUACCAAACCCGAUGAGGUCUCCUAGAGUAGCUAAGUUCUUCCCAUGGGCCGGAACAUUUCCUAUCCCAGCACGCGUUAGAAAGCUCACAGAAAUUCUUUGGCAGAAAAUAAGCGAUCCAAAUAGCAUUGCAGAGAUUCUCAAGCAAGUGUAUGCAGAUCAUUCAACAAAUGUAGACAAAGUGUUUUCGAGAAUACUUGAAACGACAGAGCAUCCGGCUGCAGCUGCAUCAUUGGCCUCGAUUAUGUUUGCUCCUCAGGGACAACUCUCGUUUCAAGACGCCUUAUCUAAAUGUCAAUUGAACAACAUACCAAUCUGUCUCAUGUAUGGGAAAGAAGAUCCUUGGGUUAGGCCAGUUUGGGGCCUUGAGGUGAAACGCCAAGUACCCGAAGCUCCUUAUUACGAGAUUAGCCCAGCCGGUCACUGCCCUCACGAUGAAGUUCCCGAGGUUGUAAAUUUAUUGUUACGCGGGUGGAUCAAGAACGUAGAGUCACAAGGCUCGGUGACACUACCUUUGCUCGAAGAAUUUGAAAGUACGGACUUUAACAUUGCUCGGGAGUUGGAAUUCCCGAGAGAUGGAUCGAAGAAGGAAGUAAACGUGCGGUUCUUCGGUUCCAAUAUCACACUUUGGAACUGGAUAAGUUCUUAUAUCAGAGCACAUUUGGGAGACUUGAAAUUUAAAUCUUAGCAGUAGCCAAGUAGAUGCUGUAAAUUUUUAGAUGUAACACUAUUCACUAAUUCAUUAUUAUAUUGGAUAAAUCAUUUAGUUGUGUAAUACAUGUUUAGUUUUGAAUUAACAUGUCUAAAUUUUCUCAAA
Messenger RNA from Cannabis sativa, 1910 nucleotides. RefSeq names its product pheophytinase, chloroplastic. NCBI's taxonomy places the organism in Eukaryota, Viridiplantae, Streptophyta, Magnoliopsida, Rosales, Cannabaceae. Gene Ontology annotation, molecular function: pheophytinase activity. The transcript has 6 exons. Gene Ontology annotation, biological process: chlorophyll catabolic process. Bases 222 to 1781 code for a protein of 519 amino acids. The record is from RefSeq and is a predicted model, not a curated record. Gene Ontology annotation, cellular component: chloroplast.